This is a messenger RNA of Pundamilia nyererei, 1251 nucleotides long. It is a transcript of the gene necab1, whose product is annotated as N-terminal EF-hand calcium binding protein 1. The transcript is spliced from 13 exons. Bases 72 to 1115 code for a protein of 347 amino acids. Gene Ontology annotation, cellular component: cytoplasm. Gene Ontology annotation, molecular function: calcium ion binding. The record is from RefSeq and is a predicted model, not a curated record. Gene Ontology annotation, biological process: regulation of amyloid precursor protein biosynthetic process. NCBI's taxonomy places the organism in Eukaryota, Metazoa, Chordata, Actinopteri, Cichliformes, Cichlidae.
CGGAGUCAGAGAAUAAGAGGUUCAAGCGGACACACAUUCCUCUGCAGAUCACAAGUGAAGCUACACUGUGGAUGAUGGAUUGUUCAGAAGAGGUUCAGCCGGUGUCCGAGGAGCCCAGCGCUCAAAUAGAGCUCAAAAAGGGAAUGUCCAUUUUCAUUGAUAUCUUACGGAGGGCCGAUAAAAACGAUGAUGGAAAGCUGUCCUUUGAUGAAUUCAAAUCCUACUUCUCUGACGGAGUCCUGACAGCUGAGGAACUGAAGGAGCUCUUUCACACGAUCGAUACCCAUAACACAGACAACUUGGACACGGAUGAACUCUGUGAGUACUUCUCCCAGCACCUCGGUGAAUACGAGAACGUUCUUGCUGCCUUAGAAGACCUGAACAUGUCCAUCCUGAAGGCGAUGGACAAAACAAAGAAGGAUUAUCAGGAGUCCACCCACUUGGAGCAGUUUGUGACCCGCUUCUUGCUGAAGGAGACAACCAAUCAGCUUCAUUCACUUCAAAGCUCACUCGAGUGUGCCAUGGAAACCACAGCUGAGCAGACUCGCCAGGAGAAACAGGGUCCUGUGAAGCCAGAGGUGUUGUCCAUCCAGUGGUCGGGUCGUCGCUCUAAUCGGAGGCUUCAGAGAAACAACAGCCUCUCCCCCAACAACCCUCUCUUUAGCCUCGUCAGUUCAGGUGUUUAUGAUGAAGACAGCCAGUGGAUAAUCCAGGUCAACAGACUGCAGAAACUUAUCGACCGCCUAGAACAAAAGGAGAUCCGUCUGGAGCCCGUUGAAGAAGAGGUCUUGGAGAGCAAAUCGCACAUCCUAAUAGUUCAGAGGCAGCUCUCGGUGCUGGAGGAAGAGCUGGAGGAGUUUCGCUUGGCUCUCAGACAGUACAUGGAGUGCGCCUGUGCCCAGACUGGAUGUUUGCACAUCGCAGUUCAGCGGCUGGCAAAUGAAUCACGCUUCAUUCUCUAUGAAUUCUGGGAGCACAACAACGUGUGGAAGAAUCACCUACAGACUAACUACAGUAAAACCUUCCAGAGGGGGAACGUGGACUUCCUGGAAACUCCUGAGACCAUUACCACCAUGUUGGUUCCUGCCUCCUGGUGGGUCCUCAACAACAACUGAACAUGGACACACACUUCUCUUUACUGAUGGGUGCAAACAAACAGCAACUGGCCAACACAUCUGGAAGUCCACAGCAAGAGCAACAAUGCCGCCCUACCACUGACACACGCACACACACACACACACACACACACAC